UACGUUGGUUACCAUAACAGUCAACGGGCAAACCCUGGGCUGAAUGCUGCUCGGCUUUCGUCCGUGUGUCCGUAGAACAACAUGGGGACAUUUAAUAUAGCAUUGGAGUUUAUUUAAUGUCGUCUAGUGUUUAACUACGUUGUUAGACAUUCCUCAUUAUGGCUCUGCGUUCACCGGACCAAACUUUUCCACGUAGGUUUCACAGUAACACUACAGCAGCUGGAGCUAACCACUCAUAUCAAAGCUAAUGUUAGCCAUGCUUAAAUGUUAUAUUGUGAUGCGUUUAGUUUUGUGAAUGUAUUAAGCUUUCGUCCUCAAAUUAAAUAGUUGUUUGUUUAAAGUCCCCGAGCUAUGUUCUUGCCCCGGAAGAGAAAAAGCGUUGUAUUUCCGCUGUCUUCCCGUCAACGAGCAGACAGAAGGAGAAGCUAGCUAGCAUAGCCACAUGCUAGUUAGCACUCAGACACGCCGUGCUCGCCAUUGUGUCUCCUUUGAAACUACUUAUUUCACAGCCUUGUGUUUGUGGUUCUUCAAAGAGAGAAUCGAAGCCGUGCCACUAUUGUUUUUCCACGAAGUGCUGUGGUUUUUUGUUGUUGAUGUAACACGGUUCCAGAAAUAUGGCUGAAGGAGGAAACUACUACAACGAGCAUGAUGACAGAACCGGACCACAGUUUCGCAGCCGCAAAGGAAGAGGCUCCCACAAGGGUCGGUCAUAUGAAGGGUCCCGCAGGGUCCGCCAACGGGGAAGCCACUCUGGAGACUUCGGGGGUACUGGGCCACGAUCUCGGUUUGACGAUACUGACGUAGAUGUAACUAUGAGUGACAGCUCUCAGGACAACAGCUCUCAAAACAGAUUGUAAGUGAGGGUGACCAACUUUGUAU
Messenger RNA from Notothenia coriiceps (black rockcod), 879 nucleotides. RefSeq names its product nuclear RNA export factor 1-like. Bases 615 to 857 code for a protein of 80 amino acids. Lineage: Eukaryota; Metazoa; Chordata; Actinopteri; Perciformes; Nototheniidae. The transcript is spliced from 2 exons. The record is from RefSeq and is a predicted model, not a curated record.